This is a messenger RNA of Folsomia candida, 356 nucleotides long. Its product is annotated as protein PET117 homolog, mitochondrial-like. Gene Ontology annotation, cellular component: mitochondrion. The record is from RefSeq and is a predicted model, not a curated record. NCBI's taxonomy places the organism in Eukaryota, Metazoa, Arthropoda, Collembola, Entomobryomorpha, Isotomidae. Bases 91 to 324 code for a protein of 77 amino acids. The transcript is spliced from 2 exons. Gene Ontology annotation, biological process: mitochondrial respiratory chain complex IV assembly.
CGAACAAGAGGGAACCAUUUUCACUAACUUCAGAAACACGCAAUUUUUUACAAAUUGUUUACACAAUAACUGAAUAAUUUAAUCUAGAGGAUGAGCAAGUUGGCGAAAACGGUUUUUGGAACGUCCUGCGUCAUUACUGCGGGCACUAUUGGAUACGUACACCUCCGUCAGCAUUUGGACAGACAAAAUCUGCACGAAGGAAUUACCAAAGAUUUAGAACGUCAAGAAAAAAACGUAUUUCCACUUGAAGCCACGAGUCAUUCGGUCGCCGACGUGAAGCAGAUUAGAAAUAGUAACAGUAGCAGUUCAAGGAUAAGAGAGUGAAUUUCGUUCGACGAAUGCGAUAAAUAAAUUUG